CCCCAGUGCGCCAUCUGCAGGCCGCGCACGAGUGUAACACCGGAUGUCUUGCCUCUGUUUGUCUCUCGGUUUUUCUUGCUCUCUCUCUCCCCCCACUCUCUCUCUGUCUCUGUUCCCUGCAGGCAGCCAACAUGAUCAGUCACAUCGCGUCCCGGAUCUUUAUCCUCGGCAAUUCCGCCGCUCUACGCGCGGGGAAGACUCCACAUGCACGCGCGUGGGGGCUUGCUGCCACCGGUCGCGGCGUGCACGUGGAUGCGCCGCCAAUCGUGCCCGCGCUGACGACCAGCUACGCUCACGGAACCUCGUCCUACUCGCUGCUCAACGCCACCGUGGGCGACACGCUGGCCCGGGCGGCCGACGCCUGGCCCGAUCGGGAGGCGGCCGUCUUCGUGCGGGACGGCGUGCGCAAGACCUUCUCCAGCUUCCACCAAGACGUGGAGCGCGCCGCCGCCGGGUUGCUGGCUGUGGGCCUGCGUCCCGGGGAGCGUUUGGGCAUGUGGGGGCCCAACACGUACGAGUGGCUCCUGAUGCAGUUCGCCACGGCCAAGGCGGGAAUCAUCAUGGUGUCUCUCAACCCGGCCUAUCAACUGGAGGAGGCCGAGUUUGCCCUCCGAAAGGUGGGCUGCAAAGCAGUGGUGUGUCCGGAGGCAUUCAAGACGCAAAAAUACUGCGAGAUGCUGCAGCUUAUCUGCCCGGAGAUGGCGACGUCGCCCCCCGGAGACAUUCGCAGCAGCCGACUUCCCGAGCUGCGCUGCGUGAUCGUCCUGGAUGGCCGCCAUGACGGCACCUUCCACUUGGACGAGGUGAUGCAGGCGGGCGAUGGUCGCUUCCAGCGUCAGUUGCACGAGCUCCAGAAUAAAUUGUCCUGCGAUGACCCCAUCAACAUCCUGUUCACCUCGGGAACGACGGGACGUCCCAAAGGCGCCACGCUGACGCAUUGCAACGUGCUGAACAACGCUUUCUUCGUGGGCAAGCGCGUCGGCUUCCACUGGCGGCCCGCCACGCGUGUCUGCCUCCCCGUCCCGCUCUACCAUUGCUUCGGCUCCGUGGGGGGCGGCGUCUGUAUGGCCGUCCACGGCAUCUCGCUGGUUUUCCCUUCGCCCUGGUACAGCGGCAAAGACAACCUGGACGCCAUGCAAAACGAGAAGUGUACAUUUGUGUACGGGACGCCCACCAUGUACGUGGACAUGACCAGUCAGCCCGACGUGGACAAGUACGACCUAUCGUCUGUGGUCGGAGGCAUCAUCGCGGGCUCGCCGUGCCCUCCUGAGCUGGUCAAGAGCGUCAUCUCCACCUUGGGUAUCAAGGAAAUCAUGAUCGGAUACGGCACCACGGAGAACAGCCCCGUCACCUUUUGCGGCUCGCCGUUGGACAACAUGGAGAGGAAGUCUCAGACGGUUGGAUACAUCAUGGACCACACGGAGGCCAAAAUUGUGCAUCCGUCGAACGGGCAGCAGGUUCCGUUGGGUUCCUCCGGCGAGAUCCUCAUCCGAGGCUACUGUGUCAUGUUGGGCUACUGGAACGACCCGGAAAAGACCCGCGAGUGCAUCGGCGAUGAUGGCUGGUACAAGACCGGAGACAUCGGCAGCUUGGACGAGUUCGGCUACUGUCGCAUCGAAGGUCGCAUCAAGGACCUCAUCAUCCGAGGAGGCGAAAACAUUUACCCUGCCGAGAUCGAGCAGUUCCUCCACACGCACCCCAAAAUCAAAGAAGUGCAGGUGGUGGGCGUGACAGACGACCGCAUGGGCGAGGAGAUUUGCGCGUGCAUUACAGUGAAGGACGAGGAGGAGCUGACCGAGGACGACGUCAAGACUUUCUGCAGAGGGAAGAUUUCUCACUUCAAGAUUCCUCGCUACGUCGUGUUCGUCAGCAGAUUUCCGCUCACCGUCACCGGAAAGGUCCAGAAGCACGAACUGCGCCGGGAAAUGGAGGAGCAGCUGGGACUUGCCAAGGCCUCGUGAGCCUCGCCCACGUCAGCCAUUUUGAAAUGGGACAUUAGUCUGUUGGCUCUCAACCAUCUUUGCCAUCAAGAGCAAUAAAUGGGAACGUCAAACAUCCUCAAAGUCGCCCCAGUCUUGAUUUCAACGCCCAUCCAUAAUCUCAUCAGUCACCUGCCACCAGUGCCUAACAAUAAUUACAAGUCACUUGACCCUAGUCACUUAUUGGCUGUCACCGAACGCAUGUCCCUUGUUAGCUGCCAUCAUAGUUGGUUGCCACCUGUCCUCACCUGUCACCACGAACCUGUCUACCUUCACCAGUCACCUGUCACUAAUCAGCUCAUGAUUUCCGGUCAAUAGUUAGGGUCACCUGCCUGUGAUCGAUCGCCAGUCAGCUGUCACUCCUGAGCUACUCGCUGUCAAGAUGCUGAGGAAGGACGCGACUCUUUGAGAUGCUUGUGUCAGGAUAGAAGACAUGAAAUCGCUUGAGUGCUGUCCUAUCAAAAUAAAGCUUUAAUACUGUUAGGGUGAAGAUGAGCCCCGAUCCAAUCAGCUUCUUCACAAAAGAAAAAAUUGUCGUAAACGUCCCGGGAAUGUGGAUUAUGGACAGAAAGGAGACGUAAAAAAAAAA
Hippocampus comes (tiger tail seahorse) is the source of this 2568-nucleotide messenger RNA. RefSeq names its product acyl-CoA synthetase family member 2 (gene acsf2). NCBI's taxonomy places the organism in Eukaryota, Metazoa, Chordata, Actinopteri, Syngnathiformes, Syngnathidae. The record is from RefSeq and is a predicted model, not a curated record. The transcript is spliced from 16 exons. Gene Ontology annotation, biological process: fatty acid metabolic process. The coding region runs from base 132 to 1961 and encodes 609 amino acids. Gene Ontology annotation, molecular function: medium-chain fatty acid-CoA ligase activity.